UGUCAGCCUUCUGGGGUCCACUUCGGUUUAUCUCCAGUCUGACCGUCCGUGACGCUACUGUUGUUCACGUCACUACCGCUACGACUGCGGGGGAGUGUUAGAGAUAUAUUUGGUAUACAUACGGUUUAGGUAGUCUAGGAUAGAGAUAGAUCUUGUGUCUUGUCUUGCACUCCAAGAUGAUCCCUGUACGCCUAUAUAUACUCGCCCAUGAGGCUCAAUAAUACAUCCAAUAUAUUCCGCCAAUCUCUCUCCCUCUCUAUCCUUCUGCACAUCCAUAGCUCACUUCCUCAAAUUCCAGCUGAAAACACAAAGACCGAGAACCGACCAUGGCCGGCGCCAAGAGACUUGCUCAAUUGGCAAAGAAGUGGCAAAGGGUGGAAGCACUUGGAAGGAAGAGGCUCGCAGUGUCAGCCAAGGAAGAUGAAGGUUGCUGCACUUCUGUACCAACCAAGGGCCACUGCAUCAUGUACACGGCCGAUGGGAGGCGUUUCGAGGUCCCUUUGGUGUACCUCAGCACAACGCUUUUCGGCGAGCUCCUGAAGAUGUCUCAGGAGGAGUUUGGCUUUGCAAGCCAUGGCAAGAUCACACUGCCUUGUGAUGCUGCAGUCCUGGUGUAUGUCAUGAGCUUGCUCAGGAAAAAUGCCUCCGCCGAUGUCAAGAAUGCCCUGCUAAGCUCUAUGGUGACAUUUUGCCACUACACCGGCAGUGUGGUGCCGGCUGUUGGAGCCAGCCAACAAAUUUUCUGUUUGUAGCUUCUGAAGAACAUGCAUGCAGAAUUACAGACCCUGAUUCUCUCUUCAAUUUUGUGUAGUUUUCUGGAUAGUGUAAGAUAGUUAGAUAACAGACAAUAGGAGAAGGAAAAUUGCAUGUAAAGCAAUGUGAUCAUCAAAGCAACAAAGCAGUAUUAUUUUGGCCAACCAGAAGUUGCUGGCUUGCAGCCAUUCUUCUCUUACAUUUGAGUUCGCAUGAUACAACUGUGCAAAGGAGCAACAAUGGUUGUGACUAUUUUUA
Molecule: messenger RNA, 1011 nt
Organism: Lolium perenne
Lineage: Eukaryota; Viridiplantae; Streptophyta; Magnoliopsida; Poales; Poaceae
Product: auxin-responsive protein SAUR36-like
Biological process (GO): response to auxin
Source: RefSeq, a predicted model, not a curated record